Molecule: messenger RNA, 1680 nt
Organism: Owenia fusiformis
Lineage: Eukaryota; Metazoa; Annelida; Polychaeta; Sabellida; Oweniidae
Source: the annotation of a GenBank genome assembly
CUAAUGUGCCUUAUGAAUGACAACAUGCAAACUCUAUCGAAUAAGUGGGGCCGAUUGAGAAUACUUACUUUGCACAUUUCCAUUGGAAACCACUCUCUCAUCAAAUAUAGGCCUGUAUCAUUUCCAAGCUUUAAUGUCUACCCAGAAUCCAAGAAGACGGACGAUAACCGGUCAAUAAAAAUUCGGGGGAAAUACAAAAUAGGACGACGGUGAUGAAACCAAGCAUAGUUACUUUUGCCUGUUUAAUUUCAUUGAUUGAAAUGGAAGAAGUUCGUAUUUCAAUUAAACUUUCCAAUCAACAACCGGUGAAGUCAACGUAUGAAAAAGUUAUCUACACAGAACAACUAAACAAUCCACUUAAAUCUUUAAAAGUGGUUACAAACAGCCGAUGCGCAGCAGUCUGUACAGCGACAAAGGAAUGCAGAUCGUACAAUUUAAGGAAAAUAGAUGACGACAAAUACAAUGCUGUUUGUGAAUUAAAUGGGCCCAGCACAUCUCCCCCGACUCCAACAUCUGAUGAAGUAAUCUAUUUCGAAAAACCAGACUAUAUAUACUACAUGCCGAUGGAUUGGAUACGAGAUGAUAUUGUGGAGGGCGAGAGUCUCGAUGGUAGAAUUUACAACAACGCUAUUCUCGAUGUGGGACAGGUCGACCAAGGAAUAUAUUUAAAUGGACUUGAUCAAUGGGUUGAUCUUGGAAAUCAUCGACACGAAUGCUUUGGUGAUUUACAGCUUUGUCCAAAUGGUUAUACACUUUCUAUUUGGCUUUAUAUCGGACCAAAGGUGGCCAAUGAGAUGUAUUAUUUCUCCAGCGGUGGACAGACCGGAUAUUCGUUCGGCGUAGCACUACGUUGGUUAUCGGGAGACUUAAGUUCGUGGUUUAGCACCAGGGAUGAAAUUUGGAAAGUGAGCCAUCCAGGGGAAAAGGGAGUAUGGCAGCACAUUGUGCUAACGUGGAAGCAGGUUGAAGGGCUCUCGCUAUGGAUAAACUGUACGAACGUUGAAACGGAUACAGUGUCGGACACGAGGAAUGUACAAACCACCCAAUGGAACAAUAUUGUGUUAGGAAGACCGAACAAUAAUUUUGGAUAUUAUGGAGAGGCUAUCUUUGAUGAACUUAUCUUCUGGGAUAAGAAACUCGAGGAUGAGAGGAUCGAGGACCUCUGUGUGGCAUAUGACACCGAUCGAUAUUCAACUCCUCGUUGCCCUUAAAAGAUGUUGCCAUUUGCUUUGUAGAGCCUAUGAAACCUAAUUCAGGCAAUAGUAAGAACGAGCUGUUUACCUUUCGUUAUGGAAGUACUUUUAAAUAUAAUUACCAUUUGGAUAACUUAAAGUAUGAUAUUGUGCUAUUUGGAAGUAAUUGCAAUAGUAUGAAAUAAAAAAUAAAAAAAUGAUGAAAUAAUAGUGUUUUGUAUUUUGCAGGUUGAGUGUUAAAUUAAUAUUCAUUCGUGGUAGUCAUAUUUUGAUCAUGAUAAAACUCAUAGGAAUUAAGUCGACAGAAAUAUAGCAAUAGUGAUCUGUCUAAAAUGAGAUUUGUUGCUAGUGUAGUGUAGUGUAGUGUAGUGUAGUGGUUUCAUUCGAGUUAGCCAUAUUUUGAUCAUGAUAAAAUACAUGGGAAUUAAGUCGACAGAAAGAUAGCAGUAGUGAUCUGUCUAAAAUGAGAUUUGUUGCUAGUGUAGUG